AUGAGCGCUUCGACGAUGACGAGGUUGAAUUACGAGUGCCACACGCACGUAUGCGCUACCGCUGGCGCCGAGGUCCAGCGCGUGCUCUGUUUCCAUCGCGGACACAAACAGUUACGUCGCUUCUACGUCAGCGAAGGCAAGGUACCCAUCCCAAGGCAAUACAAUGAAUUCACCUACGGCGUCCCCGUAACCAAAGAAAUCCCAACCAAUAGCACUCUAGCCCUCGACGAACGCCGCGAACCUGACUGGGAACACUACCGCCUCCUACGCUCAUCCGGACUCGUCUCCCACGACGGUGAAGAAGUCUGGACCACACUCUCCUACAAUCGCGAAUACGUACCCUCUCCCAACGAUGUAGGACAUCAACUCCGACUCGAUGUCUGCGUCGAGGUCGCUCCCACGACCGGCAGCGCCUCCGGCGGCGCCGCCGCAGGCGGCGCUGCGACACCGCUUCCGGUAACGGGAAUGGUCGAUGCACUCGAUGAGUUGCAAUUCUGGACGAAGUUCGACUGCUCGAGCGGCGCAGGUGUUUCUUCCGAGUUGGCGAGGUGCAUCUCGACACUGUGCGUCCUGCCGACGGUUCCCUUGGCGGAGCGACGAGUUUUCAGGAACGCGACGGUCCCUUUGGCCCUGGGUCCCUUAGCCCCUGGGUCAUUGGCCCCUGGGUCAGUGGCCCCUGGGUCAUUGGGGGAUGGCACGAGUCCUUUACGGUUGCCGCCACAACGCGUAAUUGUGCCGGGUACACCUCUGGCGGAUGCGUUGGGCAUUGGUGGGUCGAAUGUGUUGUUAGGAAGGAACUGGUUGAAGAAGAGCGAGUCGUUGCGGGAACAGAUUCGGGAGCAGCGUGUGGCGUUUCUGACGGAGCAUGCGUUUUCGGAUUGGGCUUUGCAGGAUGGUGGUGAAGAUUUGGGAGAGGCUCGUGUUCCGCCUCCUCCGCCGGGUGGUCAGACAAGUACGUUUACGGUGAUGACAUGGAACGUAUUGGCGGACAUUUAUGCGACGUCUGAGGCGUAUCCGUGUUCGGAGCCACACGUGUUAUCGUGGACAUUUCGACGUGAGAGAAUAUUGGCUGAGAUAAUAGGUUAUAACCCUGAUAUAAUCUGUUUGCAGGAGGUGCAAGGUGAUCACUUUGAGGAGUUCUUUGCGCCUGCAUUGCUCCGUCGUGGCUACGAGGGCCUAUAUAAACAGAAGACGACCAAGCUUUUCCGUGGGAGUGGCAAGCACAAAGGUGGCAAGUAUGUAUGUGAUGGAUGCGCUACGUUUUUCCGAGUACCGAAGUUCCAUCUUCUGGACCACUUUGGUAUCGAGUUCGCGAGAGUCAUGCCGCCUACAUCCUCCAGACAUAAUCGUAAUGAUAAACGCUUGCUCAAAGACAACGUCGCUCUUGUUCUAUGUCUCGAACACAUGAGCACGGCCACUCCCGGUGCAACCAACAGGCACAACAGCAAACACGUACUCGUUAUUGCUAACACACACAUCCUAGCCAACCCUGAAGCGCCCGACGUCAAGAUUUGGCAAACCAAUACCCUCACCAGCUCUUCCUCCUCCGGCUCAUCUGGAGCUCUUCCCCCCAGUGGAGGAACGCCCGGACUCGUCGUCUGUGGCGACUUCAACUCCACCCCCCACUCAGCUGUAUACGAACUCGUGACUCGAGGGGCGUGCGACGCACGGCACCCCGAAUUACAAACCAGUGAAGUCUGCUCCUGGCUGCAGGAAGUCGAACUCGGACAUGGCUUGAGCCUAUCCAGCAGCUACAGCGCUGUAAGUCCCCCCUUGACCUCCACCCUACCCAUCGUGGGGGGACGCCGUGUUGAUUUGGAACCGGAGUUUACCAACUACACACAUGAGUAUGUCGGAUGUCUGGAUUAUAUAUUCUUUGACCACCGGGCGAUGCGAGCACAGGGAACACUGGAGCUGGUGUCAGAGUUGCAGUUGCUCAAGGAAGCACACAGCCUGCAGCAAUCUGACUGGGUACUGCCCUCACCGCAAAGACCAUCAGACCACUUGCCUUUACUUUGCAAAUUCGAAUGGACCACUUGA
Molecule: messenger RNA, 2040 nt
Organism: Gregarina niphandrodes
Lineage: Eukaryota; Apicomplexa; Conoidasida; Eugregarinorida; Gregarinidae
Product: endonuclease/exonuclease/phosphatase family protein
Exons: 4
Coding region: 1-2040 (679 amino acids)
Biological process (GO): nuclear-transcribed mRNA poly(A) tail shortening
Cellular component (GO): nucleus; cytoplasm; CCR4-NOT complex
Molecular function (GO): poly(A)-specific ribonuclease activity
Source: RefSeq, a predicted model, not a curated record